GGAAGCGAUGAAAUUUCCAAUUGAGACUCCAAGAAAACAGGUGAACUGGGAUCCUCAAGUGACUGUUCCCUCAGCAGUGCCAGCUUGUGAGCCUGAGCCCAAAACUAAAGGGCAUUACCCAUCUCCACAAUUCUCCGCUUCCUCCCGAGCCACUGUUGUUGCUGCCAUGGAAACCCCCUGUCAAGGCCGGCAGAAAGUCAUGGAUUGGAGAGCAGUGGUGGCCAUCUUUAUCGUGGUGGUAGUUUACCUGGUGGCGGGAGGACUCGUCUUCCGUGCCCUGGAGCAGCCCUUUGAAAGCAGGCAGAAGCACACAAUUGCAUCCGAGAAGGCUGACUUCCUCCGGGAGCACGUCUGUGUAACCGAGCUAGAGCUGGAGACACUGAUUCAGCAUGCUGUUGAUGCUGAUAACGCAGGAGUCAGUCCCAUCGGAAAUUCCUCUAACAACAGCAGUCAUUGGGACCUUGGAGGUGCCUUUUUCUUUGCUGGAACAGUCAUUACAACUAUAGGAUAUGGAAAGAUGGCCCCAAGCACUGUGGGUGGCAAGGUUUUCUGCAUCUUGUAUGCCCUAUUUGGGAUUCCACUGUUUGGCUUCUUGCUGGCUGGGAUUGGAGACCAACUUGGAACCAUAUUUGGGAAGAGUAUUGCAAGGGUGGAAAAGGUUUUCAGAAAUAAACAAGUGAGCCAAACAAAGAUCCGGGUGAUCUCCACCAUUGCCUUCAUCCUUGCAGGCUGCAUUGUCUUUGUGACCAUUCCUGCAUUUAUCUUCAAAUACAUCGAGGGAUGGACGGCCUUGGAGUCCAUUUACUUUGUAGUUGUUACUCUGACCACUGUUGGCUUCGGUGACUUUGUAGCAGGAGGAAAUGCUGACAUCAAAUACAUGGAGUGGUAUAAACCCUUAGUGUGGUUCUGGAUCCUUGUUGGCCUUGCUUACUUUGCUGCUGUCCUGAGUAUGAUUGGAGACUGGUUAAGAGUCCUGUCCAAGAAGACACAAGAAGAGGUUGGAGAGAUAAAAGCCCAUGCAGCAGAGUGGAAAGCAAACGUGACAGCUGAGUUCAGAGAGACACGGAGGCGGCUCAGCGUGGAGAUCCACGACAAACUUCAGCGGGCAGCCACCAUCCGGAGCAUGGAGCGCAGGCGCCUGGGCCUGGACCAGCGAGCACACUCCUUAGACAUGCUCUCUCCAGAGAAACGCUCUGUCUUUGCUACCUUGGAAACAGGACGCUUCAAGGCCUCCUCUCAGGAAAGCAUCAACAACAGGCCUAACAACCUGCGCCUUAAAGGGUCAGAUAAGCUCAACAAGCAUGGGCAGGGGGCAUCCGAGGACAACAUCAUUAACAAAUUUGGAUCGUCUGCUAAGAUGACCAAAAGGAAAAAUAAAGACCUCAAAAAGACUAUGCCUGAGGAUAUGCAUAAAAUUUAUGAGACCUUCAGAAACUAUUCCUUGGAUGAAGAAAAAAAGGAAGAGGAGACAGAGAAGAUGUGUAAUUCCAAGAACACUUCUAGCACUGCAGUUCUGACCAACUGCAUCCAGCAGCACUCAGACCUGGAAAAUGGAGUGAUUCCCAAUGAAGCCAAAGAAAGGGAGCAUAAAAACAAAGUGUUACUUUAA
Messenger RNA from Sturnus vulgaris (Common starling), 1609 nucleotides. RefSeq names its product potassium two pore domain channel subfamily K member 10 (gene KCNK10). Gene Ontology annotation, biological process: potassium ion transmembrane transport; stabilization of membrane potential. Gene Ontology annotation, molecular function: potassium ion leak channel activity; outward rectifier potassium channel activity. The record is from RefSeq and is a predicted model, not a curated record. Gene Ontology annotation, cellular component: plasma membrane. NCBI's taxonomy places the organism in Eukaryota, Metazoa, Chordata, Aves, Passeriformes, Sturnidae.